GCCCGGACCGAAAGCUCAGCUCCAGGAUGGCUGCGCCUGGGCCCCGGCGUCCCCUGCCCGGAACCGGAGGAGUGGUUUGACCCGGGGCGAGACCAUCGUCGACAGCGGGGGUGGGGUGGGUAACAGGAAUAGGCGGGCAAGGCUGCGGGUGAUGGUUUCGCCCGCUGCUAGUGGUGGUGCGCCUGCGCAGAGCCGGAAGCCCUUUGGUAGGCGGGACCCGACCGAGUGGUGCCGGGAUUCCGUCUUAACCCCCCCUAAGGUGUCCAGUGACCUUUCCUUACCGACUGCGGGGAGUGUGUGGAAAUGCGGUUCACUCCCCGGUUUCCUUAUUCUGGAUCAAUGUCUGACCCCCCCCGGGAGAAUGUCAGGAUUCUCGCCUCUAACCGCCUUCCAUGAUCCCUCAUUCAGUUUAGACCAGUAAUGUGCCUGUGACCCCUCACAGGUUGUCAAGGAGAAUUUUGGAGCUCCCUCUUUACCUCCAUUUUUCUCCCUGCAACACCAUACCUUCCUUCUCCUUUUGCUAUGACAAUGUCUGGUAGUCCACCAUUACCUUCCCAGUUCGGCUCAAUGUCUGGUCAUUUCCAUUUCCACCCUUCUUCUCAUUACAGUCCCUAGUGACGCCUGUUACAUCUCCCUUCCGCAUAGUAUGUAGUGACCUCCCCCCCAUGAAUUCCUUAUCAUAGAGUCUUGGGACUCCCAUUAGCCACCUAACACGGUGUCUGUGGUCCUAACAUCAACAUUACACUCCAGGGCUUAGGGAUGUCCACAGCGCCCUUUAAGGACAUGUUUGGUGCAACCUCCAUCUUCCCCAAACUAAGGGCAGUAUCUGAUAAUCCUCUCUUUCCCAUCACCCUGCCUGCGGCUCCUCCCUCACCACAGUAUCUGGCAUUUCCCCCGUUCUCUGUUAAAAAGCCAGAACACUUUGGGAGGCUGAGGCGAGUGGAUCACCUGAGAUCAGGAGUUCGAGACCAGCCUGGCCAACAUGGUGAAACCCCGUCUCUACUAAAAAUACAAAAAAUUAGCCGGGCGUGGUGGCACGCGCCUGUAGUUCCAGCUACUCAGGAGGCUGAGGCGGGAGAUUGGCUUCAACCUGGAAGGUGGAGGUUGCAGUGAGCUGAGACCGUGCCAUUGCACUCCAGCCUGGGCAACAAGAGCGAAACUCCGUCAAAAAAAAAAAAAAAGAAAAAAAAAAAAACAGGACAUUCUGUUCGUGCUUCUUAUGUACCUGACAGCUCAGUGCAGUGUGUACUGACUUACCCAUUGGUCCCCAGCACAGAGUCUUGUGUGCUCCUGUACCCUCCAGGACAGUAUGCUCUGUCCCCCUUACCUGUUCUCUCCCCCCCAACCCUGUACAGUGAAGCUGAGACCUUGGCACUCAAGAGUGGGACAAGCAAUAGGAGGGUCUGAGCAGAGGAGGAACUGGAAGGACUUCAGAUGAGCCCCAUGGCACCUGCCCAGCCCCACCUCAGCCCAUCUUGACAAAAUCUAAGGCUCCAUGGAGCCACCACGCGGCCCCCCUGCCAAUGGGGCCGAGCCAUCCCGGGCAGUGGGCACCGUCAAAGUGUACCUGCCUAACAAGCAACGCACGGUGGUGACUGUCCGGGAUGGCAUGAGUGUCUACGACUCUCUAGACAAGGCCCUGAAGGUGCGGGGUCUAAAUCAGGACUGCUGUGUGGUCUACCGACUCAUCAAGGGACGAAAGACCGUCACUGCCUGGGACACAGCCAUUGCUCCCCUGGAUGGCGAGGAGCUCAUUGUCGAGGUCCUUGAAGAUGUCCCGCUGACCAUGCACAAUUUUGUACGGAAGACCUUCUUCAGCCUGGCGUUCUGUGACUUCUGCCUUAAGUUUCUCUUCCAUGGCUUCCGUUGCCAAACCUGUGGCUACAAGUUCCACCAGCAUUGUUCCUCCAAGGUCCCCACAGUCUGUGUUGACAUGAGCACCAGCCGCCAACAGUUCUACCACAGUGUCCAGGAUUUGUCCGGAGGCUCCAGACAACAUGAGGCUCCCUCGAACCGCCCCCUGAAUGAGUUGCUAACCCCCCAGGGUCCCAGCCCCCGCACCCAGCACUGUGACCCGGAGCACUUCCCCUUCCCUGCCCCAGCCAAUGCCCCCCUACAGCGCAUCCGUUCCACAUCCACUCCCAACGUCCAUAUGGUCAGCACCACGGCCCCCAUGGACUCCAACCUCAUCCAGCUCACUGGCCAGAGUUUCAGCACUGAUGCUGCCAGUAGUAGAGGAGGUAGUGAUGGAACCCCCCGGGGGAGCCCCAGCCCAGCCAGCGUGUCCUCAGGGAGGAAGUCCCCACAUUCCAAGUCACCAGCAGAGCAGCGCGAGCGGAAGUCCUUGGCCGAUGACAAGAAGAAAGUGAAGAACCUGGGGUACCGGGACUCAGGCUAUUACUGGGAGGUACCACCCAGUGAGGUGCAGCUGCUGAAGAGGAUUGGGACGGGCUCGUUUGGCACCGUGUUUCGAGGGCGGUGGCAUGGCGAUGUGGCUGUGAAGGUGCUCAAGGUGUCCCAGCCUACAGCUGAGCAGGCCCAGGCUUUCAAGAAUGAGAUGCAGGUGCUCAGGAAGACGCGACAUGUCAACAUCUUGCUGUUUAUGGGCUUCAUGACCCGGCCAGGAUUUGCCAUCAUCACACAGUGGUGUGAGGGCUCGAGCCUCUACCAUCACCUGCAUGUGGCCGACACACGCUUCGACAUGGUCCAGCUCAUCGACGUGGCCCGGCAAACUGCCCAGGGCAUGGACUACCUCCAUGCCAAGAACAUCAUCCAUCGAGAUCUCAAGUCUAACAACAUCUUCCUACAUGAGGGGCUCACGGUGAAGAUUGGUGACUUUGGCUUGGCCACAGUGAAGACUCGAUGGAGCGGGGCCCAGCCCUUGGAGCAGCCCUCAGGCUCUGUGCUGUGGAUGGCAGCUGAGGUGAUCCGUAUGCAGGACCCAAACCCCUACAGCUUCCAGUCAGACGUCUAUGCCUACGGGGUUGUGCUCUACGAGCUUAUGACUGGCUCACUGCCUUACAGCCACAUUGGCUGCCGUGACCAGAUUAUCUUUAUGGUGGGCCGUGGCUAUCUGUCCCCGGACCUCAGCAAAAUCUCCAGCAACUGCCCCAAGGCCAUGCGGCGCCUGCUGUCUGACUGCCUCAAGUUCCAGCGAGAGGAGCGGCCCCUCUUCCCCCAGAUCCUGGCCACAAUUGAGCUGCUGCAACGGUCACUCCCCAAGAUUGAGAGGAGUGCCUCGGAACCCUCCUUGCACCGCACCCAGGCCGAUGAGUUGCCUGCCUGCCUACUCAGCGCAGCCCGCCUUGUGCCUUAGGCCCCGCCCAAGCCACCGGGGAGCCAAUCUCAGCCCUCCAUGCCAAGGAGCCUUGCCCACCAGCCAAUCAAUGUUCGUCUCUGCCCUGAUGCUGCCUCAGGAUCCCCCAUUCCCCACCCUGGGAGAUGAGGGGGUCCCCAUGUGCUUUUCCAGUUCUUCUGGAAUUGGGGGACCCCCCCAAAGACUGAGCCCCCUGUCUCCUCCAUCAUUUGGUUUCCUCUUGGCUUUGGGGAUACUUCUAAAUUUUGGGAGCUCCUCCAUCUCCAAUGGCUGGGAUUUGUGGCAGGGAUUCCACUCAGAACCUCUCUGGAAUUUGUGCCUGAUGUGCCUUCCACUGGAUUUUGGGGUUCCCAGCACCCCAUGUGGAUUUUGGGGGGUCCCUUUUGUGUCUCCUCUGCCAUUCAAGGACUCCUCUCUUUCUUCACCAAGAAGCACAGAAUUCUGCUGG
This is a messenger RNA of Symphalangus syndactylus (siamang), 3764 nucleotides long. It is a transcript of the gene ARAF, whose product is annotated as A-Raf proto-oncogene, serine/threonine kinase. NCBI's taxonomy places the organism in Eukaryota, Metazoa, Chordata, Mammalia, Primates, Hylobatidae. Gene Ontology annotation, cellular component: mitochondrion; cytosol. The record is from RefSeq and is a predicted model, not a curated record. Gene Ontology annotation, biological process: protein phosphorylation; MAPK cascade. Gene Ontology annotation, molecular function: ATP binding; MAP kinase kinase kinase activity.